AAUUCUGAACUUGAAUCCUUUAUGUCUAAAUAUGGAGUAAAAUACGGAGUAUGCAGUAAAGUAAAACUACUUGCCUCCACUCACGGGCUGGAAUGCAGAGACUGACCCCAUGUCUAUUUCGCCGCUGCAACACGGCUUAGUAUGAUGGUCAACCGGCCCGCCUGUAGUCCUAGCAUGCUCGGCCAAUGAUCCCAAAGCUUUUUCUACUGUCCCCAGUCGGCAUCAUGUGCUCCAAUUGGGAUGUCCCUCUCAGGUUCAUGCUCGACACGAAGUGGAUGGAUAGAUCUGGUCUCUUUGUUCUCGCUCUUCAAGAUGGAAUUGGAUAUACUUGACACUUGGCACUCGGCCGGUUGCGAAGUUGUUGAUGGGCGGAAUUGAUUUAUGAACCGGCGGAGUACGGAGAUGAGCUGGUCGGAUUCAUCCGUUGGUGGAUGAGCAAACUCUGUUGGAGCAGAUAGCGUCCCCCACUCUCUAAUUUGUCUUGUUAAGUGACAAAAGGCAUCCCCUUUCUGCCCGGAAAAAAUGGUACGCCGUGAAAUGACGCAAGGCAGUGCUGGUUAGCCGCGGGAUGGAGCGGUACAGACAACGUCGUUGAUAGAGAAUGGCAACGACAAGGACAGACGGUCUCACCCCCUGCUUUCUACUGAACCAGAAUCAGAUCUUAAGUUUUAUAUUUUGUGCUCUGCCGUCUACUGGGUAACGCAGCUGGACAUUGGGUCACCCACGGCUGACUUCUCUGUUCUGGAAAUCAGAGCUCAGAUCUUCAAACCCUGCCUCGACCUAGCCAUUUGGGAGGAUGUUGGCGUCCGUACGGUAAUCGUCGCUGACGGACCGCCAUUGGCUGGAGCGAGGGCACGCGCCUGUCGGCGGCCGUCAAUUAGAUCCCAGGAUGAUGGAUCUACAACAGAUCUUCGGCCAUGCUCUCCCGUCGGUCUGCGGUCUCAGGAUGAACGAUCUGCGGUCUCCCGCGUGCCAACGGCAGAUCUGGCUGGAUUCACGCAGAGAAUCUCAAUCAACCCAACCCCAGAGGGUCCGGUCUUACUCACACAGAUUUCCACUCGAUGACGGCCUGUGGAAGAAGCUCAAAUCUUUGGGGCCAAGACGAAGCACUGUUGGUCAACGGAGCACUGCUGGCCGGCGAAGCGGGUAUUACCUGCCGGAGUUGGAGCGAUGCUGGUCGGCGGGUAUCACCAACGGCAGAUCUGGCAGUAGGAGGAAAAUGCGCUGAUCUUUAAGAAGAUCUUUACGUCAUUCCUAUUUCGCCGUUGCAGUAUUCACCGGAACAGGAGAUUGGAGUGCCUCUUCCUCGUCUGGAUUGGGAUCCAGACUUUUAUUUUGAUGGAAUUUCCGUGCAGUCUCUCAGGGAGAACGGAAGGAUUCACCGCAAGGAUGAAUCUCUAAAAAUGGCAAAAAUUUGGUUGAAUUUUUUCGAGAGCAGGCUUGAUGCGUUCGACACUCUCAAUGAAAGCACCAUUGUUGG
Messenger RNA from Cuscuta campestris, 1480 nucleotides. The record is from the annotation of a GenBank genome assembly. Lineage: Eukaryota; Viridiplantae; Streptophyta; Magnoliopsida; Solanales; Convolvulaceae.